GACGAACCACAAAUUCGAAAAUUGCUCCAAAUAAACUUGGAAUCUAAUGAUUAUAAAGUAAUACAAGCAGCCACGGGGAAUGAAGGUAUUUCGUUGUGCGCGUCACAUACACCCGAUUUAGUUUUGUUAGACAUAGGUUUACCAGAUAAGAGUGGUCAGGAAGUAUUACUAGAACUGAGAGAAUGGUAUCAUAAUCCCAUCAUCAUGCUGAUCAUCAAAAAAAACAACGAACUACUUAAACUUACUUCAACGGAAUACAAUCUACUUGCAUUAUUUGCCAAAAAUGAAGGAAAAGUCUUAACCCAUCAAUACAUCCUCCGUGAAAUAUGGGGAAUCGGUUACCAGACGGAAACCCAAUAUCUCCGUGUAUUUGUCGGUACAUUGCGCAAAAAAAUAGAAUCAGAUUACACAAAUCCUUUGCACAUUAUUACGGAAAGUGGUGUA
This is a messenger RNA of Darwinula stevensoni, 444 nucleotides long. The record is from the annotation of a GenBank genome assembly. NCBI's taxonomy places the organism in Eukaryota, Metazoa, Arthropoda, Ostracoda, Podocopida, Darwinulidae.